AUGAAGGACAACGACUCUGCUACCCUCUCUCUCCCACACGACGACGAUCACUCGCAACUCGAAAGCAGUCAAUCCGUACCCAGCAACAGAAUGGUUUCCAGAUGUUCCCGUCUUGCCUGUUCGGUUGGCUGCUUUUCCUGUCUGCUGAUUGUGGGCAUUGUGUGUUUAGCAUUGGGUGUCCAGGGCUUUUUCACCUUUCAUGAUCCCUGUGUCGGAGUCUAUUCCUUGACCAUUAAAGAUUUGGAUUUGGGAUCCAAUGGGGAUGCCACCAGUAGCAAUGCCUUGUGGGGAUUCCUCGAUUCCAUCACGGGUGGAGCUGCCAGUGAUGUCCUUCCCACAACGGCGACAAUGACAUUGGAGAUGAUCAUGGAGGUCAACAACACCAAUCCAUACGACCUGGACUAUGAACAAAGGGAAGAAGGAACCAUUGUCAUUCCCGCCACCAGCAUGGAAUCUUCUUCGGACAAUAAUGACGACCUGGCCAUGUCCUUUCCACCGGAAAGUGACGCCGACUUGGUCAUUGGCACUUGGAAAGUCCCAGAGGCUACAUUGAAGAAAAAGGCACGCAAUGAAAUCCCCGUCACCAUUACGACCGAAAUUGACCUGUUGGGUGGUGGCACCUUUGAUCUCGCCGGACGAUUCAUGUCGGGUGGAGCCUUUUUGUUUCGCGUCAAGGGAGGGAUUGAAGGAUCCAGUUGGGUACCUGGAAUGACCGGGAAAACGUCCUUUCUCUGUCUCGCCAGACUGGAUAACAUUCUCAACUUUGGGGAAGAUGCCAAUGUCAAAUGUCGGCAUUCUACCAAAGUUGGAAACCUUGUGAAUAAUGAUGGAGACUUGGAUUUCAGAGGUGUGGGAGACUUUAUGGAUGAUGAAGAAGAUGUGGAUCCAGCAUGUUUGGUUUAG
Molecule: messenger RNA, 903 nt
Organism: Seminavis robusta
Lineage: Eukaryota; Bacillariophyta; Bacillariophyceae; Naviculales; Naviculaceae
Source: the annotation of a GenBank genome assembly